Molecule: messenger RNA, 3558 nt
Organism: Exaiptasia diaphana
Lineage: Eukaryota; Metazoa; Cnidaria; Anthozoa; Actiniaria; Aiptasiidae
Product: fibrillin-1
Exons: 26
Coding region: 55-3411 (1118 amino acids)
Molecular function (GO): calcium ion binding
Source: RefSeq, a predicted model, not a curated record
GAGUAGGUUUACUUUAAAAGGUUCUUUCUAGUAUCUCCAGUGAGAGUCUAUAAAAUGGUUUGGGUACCUUUGUUAUUAAUCUUGGCGCCAUUGACCUACGGUUUAGUAUGUGAUAAACCAGUUGGCUUUGAAGACAGACGAAUUCCUGACCAAAGCCUCACAGCUUCGUCGAGGUAUAGUAGAUUCCAGGCUGCUAAGGAGGGUCGUCUGAACAAUGUUAACUCGGCUUCUGGUAUAGGUGCGUGGUGCGCAAAGAAAGAUGACGAUAAGAAAUACAUUCAGGUUGAUUUAGGUAGCGAACGUAAUCUUGGCUAUGUGCUUAUCCAGGGACGUAACACAACGUACAGCCAGUACGCCAGCGAGAUCAGGGUUUCUAUCAGUAAAGGAGGAGUGAUCUUUACUCCUAUAAAAGACCCCUUAAAAGUCUCAACUCCAAAGUUAUUCAAGGCGAAUACCGACAAUAAUGGGAUAGUCAAGAUUGAUAUAAAACCAGAUCCCUCAGUUGGAAUUACAGCACGAUAUGUUCGUGUCUACAUCACCAAGUAUUACUCUAAUCCAUGUCUGAGGCUUGAGCUUCUUGAAUGUCGAGCUCUCACUGCACCUCCUGCUACAACUCCUGCUCCAACAACGUCUGCUCCAACAACGUCUGCCGCAACGACAACAUCAGCACCUGGCUGUCAAAGUGGAUAUGAGCUGGACAAAGACAACAAGACCUGCGUAGACAUCAAUGAAUGCAACACUGGUACUGCAAAAUGUGACUCGUACAGUACGAGAUGCUCCAACAAUGACGGGUCAUACGAAUGCGUGUGCAAAACUGGCUUUAAGAAGACUGUAUCUAUUUAUAGAUGCGAAGAUAUCGACGAGUGCCACGAGACUCAGCACAACUGCAGUCAGAAUUGUAAUAACGUUGGAGGUAGCUACUCGUGUAGCUGUAAUAAUGGAUACAAACUACAAUCUGAUGGAAAAUCGUGCAAAGAUAUCGAUGAAUGUGCUAGAUCUCCAUCACCAUGUGAUUUAACAACAACGACUUGCUCCAAUAACGAGGGAAGCUUCGCCUGUAUUUGCAAAAGUGGAUAUCGAAGAAAGGAUCCAUCUUCAUGUGUUGACAAAAAUGAGUGCAAUAAUGGCGAAUCAAAGUGUGUUCUUCAAUCCACAUGGUGUAAAAAUAUGCCUGGGACUUACUACUGCAUUUGUAAAAAAGGAUGGUACCGUAACCAUGGUGAAGAAGACAAAUUUCCCUAUCGAUGUCAUGAUUAUGACGAGUGCGCUUAUAAUAAUGGCGGUUGUAGUCACGGAUGUCAGAAUCUYAAUGGUACCUUCUUAUGUAAAUGUCCAAAGGGUUAUGAACUUGGACUAGAUGGACUUAACUGCAAAGACAAGGAUGAAUGCUUGGUUAGUAAAGGUGGAUGUGAACACUUUUGCCAGAAUUCAGUCGGUAGCUACCAUUGUACUUGCAGAGAUGGAUUCCGGCCAGUACAGACAUACAAAUGUGAAGAUAUUGAUGAAUGUGCGGAAAACAAAGACAAGUGUGACGACUCCACAACUACUUGUAGUAACAACAAGCCCGGAUACCAAUGCUACUGUAAUAAUGGUUAUAGACCAAUCCAAGGCGACAGCUAUAAGUGCAAGCCAUUGACUUGCCCCGCCCUCUCGCAAUCCACUGGUACUAUCAUCUCACCACAAACAUGCAUCCAAAAUGGCGGGCCAAAGCUUAACGAUGUUUGCACGUACAGCUGCUCGAGCGGUUACGAGAAGCCAUCGGGUGCUGGAACAACUCUGAAAUGCGCGGCUUCAGGUUCUUGGACAGGAGAUGCAAAGAGCUGUGUGCGAAAAACUUGCCCAGCUCUUACACCACCUAAUAACGGAAAAGUGUAUCCAGACAGUUGUCAGAYUCAUGGAGGCUCAUUUGAAGGACAGUGUUACUACCGUUGUAAUGAUAACUACAACGCCGUUGGUGACUCUGCAAGAACCUGCCAGGCAGAUGGAACGUGGAGCACUCCUGCAAAACCUUUUAGCUGUCAGAAAAUUCAACCUAAGCCCACGAUUCAAUGUCCAGCGCCUGUAACAGUUAAGCUACAAACAGGACAAAGUACAGCCGACGUUUCUGCUCUUCUCGACAAACCAAAAUCAAACGUGAAGAAAAUCACUGUAUCACCAGCAAAGUACCAAAYGUCAACAGUGUUCCCUGCAGGAUUCACAGUCUUGACUUACACCGCAACGAAUGAUGUAAACGAAGCUGUGUCUUGUAAGACAACAGUGUCAGUUAUGGACGAAGAGAAGCCAAAAGUUACUGGUUGUCCUGCUGAUAUUUUCGCAGCAGUCAUUGGAAGCAGCAAGCAGAUCUUUUGGACUCCACCGAAAUUUACUGAUAACGUGGCCGUUACCAAAGUGACAUCAACUAGGAAGCCUGGCGAUACGUUUUCUAUCGGUUCCUUAAUUGUGUACUAUCGUGCUUCUGAUGCCGCUGGAAAUUCUUUGUCUUGUAGUUUUGAAGUAAGAAUCAAAAUGAAGGAAUGUCCUGUACCAAGAACUCCAGAUAACGGACAGAUUACAGUAAAAAGCUUUGGUGGUACUAAAUUUGCCACUAUUGCAUGCAAUGCUGGUAAAAAAGAAUUUUUUUAUGUCUGGGGUGUGACAUGUGACCCGAACACUGCAACGUGGCAGGAAGUACCGGACUGUGUUGAUUUUAUGGCAGUGCCAUCAUCUGGUGAAUGCAGCGCUGGUUAUGUGAUUCAAAAGAACUCAUUUACGAAGAUAUGUGUCAAGUGCCCGCGAGGAUAUUUCUACGAUAGUGCUCAGAAAGACUGCAAAAAAUGUGCCAUUGGAACAUUCACUGAUGCUGAAGGCAGUAAUUCGUGCACAUCAUGUCCACCCAACAAAGGAACACUAGCUGUUGGCUCAAAAGCUUGCUUACAGAAAUGCAGACCAGGUAGAUAUUCUGCUGACGGCUUUACAUCAUGUAAAGUCUGCAAGGAAGGUUUCUAUGAGGACCGCUAUGGAUCUACAGCYUGCAAAUCUUGCCCAGAUGGAAUGUCCACUCUCUCAGUUGGUUCUGACUCACUAAGCGAUUGUGGAGUAAGGCCAUCAAUCUCCAAAUUUGAGAUCAACCCCAACAAUGUUACUGAAGGAAAACAAGCCGAGAUUGUUUGCAAGGGGACUGGAGUUCCUUUACCAACAUUCCACAUCAAGAAGAUUAAACCAGCACCUGAUGGUUUUGGUGGUCCAGUAAAACAGACAGCCAUCAAAGACAACCUUGGUCGUACGGUUGGGCUAAGUUACGUYAUCAGCAAGACCACUGAACACGACCAUGGUGCUUACAGGUGCCAGCUAGAGAACUCUUUCGGAAAAACCGAGAACUAUAAGCUACUUAAUGUCCACCUAACAGUAAUAAAUGUUGGGAAACGUCGCUAGACAGCUAUGAGCCAGCAUUAAUAGACAGAUCAUGUCGAUGUAAACGAAAAUUGUUUUUCUUAUUAAUGAAUAAAUGAUUUAAUUGGGUCACGUGAUUCACAUAUGUUAUUGCAAAUAAAAAAGGAAAUAAAAAGGAUGAAAUAUUUA